AUGAUGGCCAUGAAACGAAAGGUCUCAUCAGAGGGGCUCAUAACCCCUAAACGACACCAGAAGCAGAGCGUCCUAGACAAUUCCGACUUGAUCUAUGAGGAAAAUCACUCUGACGCCGAGUACUCAGAUCCUGGAACUCCAAGCUUAAUGAGUGAAGACAUGGACGGAUCUCCAAUGACCCCAUUCUCGGCCACCUCUUCCCGCCGUGACCGAUUCCCAUCCGAGUUCAAAACCCUACGUUGCCCAUUCGAAGGGUGCGACAAGGCCUUCAAUCGUCCGGCUCGACUCAAGGAGCAUAUUCGAUCACACAACAACGAAAGAAUCUUCAAGUGUGAGGCCGAGGGCUGUGAUAAGACAUUCUUGCGCAUUUCUCACCUUCAACAUCAUGUCAAGAGUGCACAUACGGGUGUUCGAGACUACGUUUGCGACUACCCGGGUUGUAAUAAGAGCUUUGUGAACGGGUCACGGCUUCGCCGGCAUGUCGCUACACACGAUGGACAUGAUACGUAUCGAUGUACCGACUACCCACCUUGCCUCCAGACAUUCCGGAAGCACUCGACGCUACAGAAACACAUCAUGGUUGUUCACUUGAACCAUAAGCCAUUUCCAUGUACUUAUGUGGACCCAAUUACCAAAGAGAAAUGCGGGAUGGCUUUUGACAAGGCUGGUAACCUGCGGACACACCAGAGCAGGGUCCAUGCCGAGAAGCGAUUCACUUGUGCAGAAUGUGCCGAACAGAUGGAAGCCCAGUCAUCAGAAACGGCCGACGACAGCGCAAAACAGGACGUAUCCUUCCCCACGUAUGCCAGUCUACAAAAUCACAUUCGGAUUAUUCACCCUCCCUCAUGUCCCCAGUGUCCGUUGGUUUGUUCCACAGCACGAGGGUUGCGACGCCACCUCGAGAUAGCCCACGGCAAUGUCACUCUUGAAGAGCGAAAGAUAUUCCCGUGCUCUUUCCCCGGAUGCGGACGCAGCUUCACCAAGCAAGGCAACCUGACCGUCCACGUUCGCACAGUACACGACGGCGAAAAACGGUUUGUCUGCGGUGAAACAGAUCUCUCCAAAUCCACCAGGCUGGAUGGAUGGGAUGGCGUCGGCUGUGGCAAGCGCUACGGAAACAAGGUGACCCUCGAAGACCACAUCCGCGUUGCACACCUGGGUCUUCCGAAUGCCAGGCAACGGCGCCAAGAAAAGGCGAGCCUAAAAUCGACGCAGAAUUCUGUUUCCACUCUUUCCGCUCUCACAGGCCAAGGCUACGCCGAGGAAACAGGACGACAGAUCGCAUGCUUUUACCCUGAGACGUGCCCACAUCGUUUCCAUCGCAACUACGAUUUGUGGGUACACAUGACCACCAAACACAGCUGCACCGAGGACGAGGUCCAGAACCUCUUUAUGCAGCGUGCAUUGCUUAGCGAUGAGUCUACCCCUGGAGUUAACUCGCUGGGAAUCUACGGUCUUGGAUAUGAUCAGGAUGGCCCGUCUUACUACCAACAAUCCUAUGCAGGAGGAGACCACUCCUCGGAUGUUGCUUUUGGCUCACAGUCGAAUGAGUCAUCUUAUCUCCCUAGUCAACCGGGCUUGGAUUCUGAUUACUUGAUGCAAGACGAUUUCCCAAUGAGUGCGGCGGCUCUUUGA
Penicillium digitatum Pd1 is the source of this 1635-nucleotide messenger RNA. Its product is annotated as Zinc finger, C2H2. Gene Ontology annotation, biological process: regulation of transcription by RNA polymerase II. Gene Ontology annotation, cellular component: nucleus. Lineage: Eukaryota; Fungi; Ascomycota; Eurotiomycetes; Eurotiales; Aspergillaceae. The record is from RefSeq and is a predicted model, not a curated record.